UUAGUGAGACUCACAGUUAUAGGAGAGAAGAACGGACGGAUUUCUGAUAUUUUGAGAGUACUUAAUAAUUAACCAUUUUUCUAUCUUCACAGAAAAAAAAAAAUUAACCAUUUUUUUGGGGUGGGAUUGCUACGCAAUUAAAAAUUAUUGCUUUUGAUGGUCAGUAUCACUUUUUCAUUUUGCUAAAUUUUCUAUCUACUCUCAGGUUAUAAGAAAGAUUUGCAUGGCAUUUUCCUUGUUAUAGUUUUCCUCCAAGAAAUUCUGACAAUGGAGUUCUCUUCUUCCAAAAGUAAUGAGAAAGAAGACCAUAGGUCUGAUCUAAAAACUCUCAACUUAUACAACGAGAUAAUAUCAACCCUCCCAAAAAGAAAAGGAUGGAAAUCAGAUGAACUCUACCAUUAUCAGGGAUUUUGGCACGAUUUCUUCAACUUGGAAGGGCUCUUGUCAGCUCAACAACAUUUCAAGCCACAAACCAACGACAUUAUUUUGAGCAGCUUUCCGAAAACCGGCACAACAUGGCUUAAGGCAUUGUCUUUUGCCAUCAUGACAAGAUCCUCUUUUGACAUUUCUGCAAGCCCUUUGCUCACAACAAUGCCACAUGAGUGUGUACUCUCCUUAGAGGGUGCCCUUGCCCACAAUUCAUUUCACAGGAAUCAAGACACUCCACUUAUAGGUACACAUGUUCCCUACACUUCCUUGCCAAAAUCUAUGAUAGAUUCUGGGUGCAAAAUAAUUUAUAUAUGUAGAGAUCCUAAGGAUACAUUUGUAUCUCUAUGGCAAUUUGCUCGUAAUGCAAGUUUGAAGGGUGUGGAUUCCUCAACCAGCGAAGUUGUUGACUUAGAGAAAGCAUUUGAGUUAUUUUGUGAUGGGGUAACUUAUUAUGGACCAUAUUGGGAUCAUGUAUUAGGGUAUUGGAAAGCAAGCUUAGAAUCUCCUGAGAGGAUAUUAUUUUUAAAAUUUGAAGAUUUAAAAAAAGAAGCCUUGUUUUAUGUAAAGAAAAUGGCUGAAUUUGUGGGUUAUCCGUUCUCUUUGAAAGAAGAAGAAAAAGGAAUGGUCCAAAAGAUUGUAGACCUGUGUAGUUUUCAGAAUUUGUCCGAACUAGAGGUGAAUAAAACUGGACAUCUUCAUGGAAACUUGUUUGAAAAAAGAUUAUUUUUCCGAAAAGGUGAGACUGGAGAUUGGAAGAAUUAUCUUACAUCAACGAUGGCUACACGUCUUGACCAGAUAACAGAGCAAAAACUAAGAAGUUCUGGCUUGACAUUUAAUGCCUAAUCUAACGUUUGAAUUGGUAGAUGCAUGGGAGGUUUGUACUCUUGUAGGAACAUCUGCUCCAUUGUCAUCUAGCUAGGAACUACUUGUUAAUUAGUAGUUAAUAAGGUGUGCAGGAAUAAACCCACGAGUGAUUCCUGUUCACGUGUGUGUGCACUUUUUAUUUUUAUGAUCCUUUGUUCGAAGUAUUUGUUAUGUUUUUUCUCCCUGUUUUGUU
This is a messenger RNA of Quercus lobata, 1486 nucleotides long. RefSeq names its product flavonol sulfotransferase-like. Gene Ontology annotation, molecular function: sulfotransferase activity. Lineage: Eukaryota; Viridiplantae; Streptophyta; Magnoliopsida; Fagales; Fagaceae. The record is from RefSeq and is a predicted model, not a curated record. The transcript has a single exon. The coding region runs from base 268 to 1272 and encodes 334 amino acids.